UGCGCGCUAGCUCCGCCCGUGUGUCUCCUCAGCCCUCAUUCAAAACAGAACACAGCUGUUGCGAGGCGCAGCGUCGUGUCCUGCACGUUAGCCCACAAACUGUUAGCUGUCUGCUGCUUUCUGAUAUACCCGCUGGAAUAUCAGAAGAAGAAAACGGCGCACUUCGUCGAGGCCACAGAGAGCAGCUGGACACACACCAUGUUGAAGCGGAGACUGUAAACAGAGGGCCACUCGUGACUGACGGCUGAAUCUCUUACACGCAGACAGACACGCACCCUGCUAAACGCGCGUCACAAUGGGCUGAGUGGCGACAGCAGGCCUUGGGCUUUGGGAACGUUUUAGCCUGAAUUUAACUACUGAUGGGAGUGGCUCACACAUGAAGGGCUACAUGACAGCAGCAGGAGCCUGCCUCAGAGAAAGACGGGACUCGACAGACCGAGACAGCAAUACAGAACAACAGGAUAACCUCACCUGUAACACCAUGCACAUCUGACACACAACUCAGGGCCGGGCGGGCUUUGCUGCAGCUGAGGAUGAUGAAUGGUCUGGUGCGCUAGAGCUGGAUGGUGUGCGAAUGAUGGACCUCCCUAAUGGCCAAUCAAGCAUCACCACCACCGCUGCAACGGUCUCUGAGAAGAGCAGCAGCUCAGAGUCUCUCAGCGAUAAGGGUUCUUCGGACCUGAAGAAGAGUUUUGAUGCCGUGGUGUUCGAUGUGCUGAAGGUUACUCCCGAAGAAUAUGCAGGCCAGAUUACGCUCAUGGAUGCUCCUGUGUUCAAAGCCAUCCAGCCAGAGGAGCUGUCGAGCUGCGGCUGGAACAAGAAGGAGAAGCACAGCUCUGCUCCAAAUGUUGUGGCCUUCACUCGCAGGUUCAACCAGACGAGUUUCUGGGUGGUACGAGAGAUCCUCCAUGCGCAGACGCUGAAGAUCCGCGCUGAGGUGCUGAGUCUGUACAUUCGCACUGCCAAGAAACUAUGUGACAUGAACAACCUCCAUGCGGUCAUGGCUGUCGUGUCAGCGUUGCAAAGUGCCCCCAUCUUCAGGCUUACCAAAACGUGGGCGUUACUGAGUCGGAAGGACAAGGCAACAUUUGAUCGCCUCGACUACCUGAUGUCCAAAGAAGACAACUAUAAACGUCUGAGAGACUUCAUAAGCAGCCAGAGCAUGGUCUCCUGUAUACCAUACCUAGGGAUGUACCUGUCCGAUCUGACGUAUAUAGACUCCGCCUACCCCUCCACGGGCAGCAUACUGGAGAACGAACAGAGAUCAAACCUGAUGAACAAUAUUCUCAGAAUCAUAUCGGACCUGCAAAGAUCCUGUACCUACGACGUAACAGUGUUGCUUCAUGUACAGAAGUAUCUGAACUCCGUCAGGUACAUCGAGGAGCUGCAGAAGUUUGUGGAGGACGACAAUUACAAGUUGUCACAGAAGAUUGAGCCAGGCACCAGCACACCACGAGCAAACGCCUCCAAAGAGGAUCUUGUCGGCCAGGAAGCGUCAGCAUCUCCUCUCUGCGGCCGUAAAUGUACGGUAGCAGCUGAAGGAACCAAAGUCCCGGCCACACCGCCCUCCCCCAGGAACCUGCUGCCCUACGGACACAGGAAGUGCCACAGCCUGGGCUACAAUUUCAUCCACAAGAUGAAUACAGUAGAGUUUAAAAGCGCUACGUUCCCCAAUGCUGGUUCUCGCCACCUGUUGGACGACAGUGUGAUGGAGAGCCACAGUCCCACCAGGGGGCAAGCAGAGAGCUCAACUCUGUCCAGUGGUAUUUCACUUGGUAGCAGCGAGGGCUCUGAGCUCAGUGAGGAGGUGUCCUGGCCAGCUUUUGAGAGGACUCGGUUCUAUCACUCUCUGGGCCCAGUCACCCGUGUGGCCCGCAUCCCCUACAGAGGAGUCCUGAGGCCCAGCAGCUCAGCGGAGUCAGAGGAGCUCGCCGUUCACUUGUACCCCGGAGCAGUCACAGUGCAGGGGGUGUUGAGACGGAAGACUGUGCUCAAGGAGGGCAAGAAACCAACCGUGGCGUCAUGGACCAAAUACUGGGUCGCUCUGUGCGGAACCCAGCUCUACUACUACACCGCCAAGUCCCUGAAGGCCACUGAGAGAAAACAUUUCAAGUCGACGUCCAGUAAGACCGUGUGUGUUGUGGGUCUCAUGGCCAUGAUGGCUGACGAUCCCGAGCAUCCUGAUGUCUUCUUGCUGACGGACUCCGAGCAAGGUAACACCUACAAGUACCAAGCAGGGAACAGAAUGAACGCUUUGCUCUGGUUCAAACAUCUGAGCGCUGCCUGCCAGAGCAAUAGGCAACAGGUGCCAGCCAAUCUGAUGUCAUUCGAGUGACCGAUGCUGAGGAGUGUAACUGAGCAAAGAGAGAGAGGGAUGAGGAAACAGACGAGGAGGAUGAGGAGUAUUGAUGACUCAGUAGUGGGAGCUUUCACUGCCAUGAGCCCUGACCGCCGAUUCUCCAAUUCUAACCCCGGCCUCACUGCAGCCUCACCUGCCGCCACUGCCUUAACCAGUACUGUGUGUGUGUGUGUGUGUGUGUGUGUGUGUGUGUGUGUGUGUGUGUGUGUGUGUGUGUGUGUGUGUGUGUGUGUGUGUGUGUGUGUGUGUGUGUGUGUGUGUGUGUGUGUGUGUGUGUGUGUGUACGUACUGACUACUGAACAAGGACCUGCACCACUGCUCUUUUCUCCCAUUUGCUCUCAGUGUCUUUUGUUUUUACUGUGCAGCACUUCAGUGGAGCCAUUCGACUUCUCCUCUUCUCUCACAGACUGUCCUCGGAUGGACAAAAAUAAUCCCCUUUUUUUCUUCUUUUUUUUUUUUUUUAAGGGGUUAACUAUUUUUAUUUGUGUCCCCGCCAUGCUCAAAUGCAAGAUAUUCACCUUUUAAUCGGCUGGACACACAAUCACAAACACGCGCGCUCCCAUCGGACUAACCCAUUGGACUUUUGGAGGGUUUGAAAACGCUUUUUUACUUACUCGGUUCCUACUUGCAAUUGUUGGUCUCUUCAUUCACUUGUGUUGGCUUGGAGUCACAUGCUUAUUUACAUGAGCCACGCACUCACACACACACACACACACACACCGGCCUAUUUGAUCGUGUUGUAAGGGCUCUGAUUCGCAAUCAAUUCCAGCAGAAACGAUUUCCCCACUUCCUGACUGUGUCUAGUUUUUAUUACAGAACUCUGCCCGCCUUUUUUCUCAUAUACUCGCUAAGUGUUCUGAACGUAUGUGUGCGUGAUUGUAUAACUGCAUUGUGUGACGAGGGUUGGGAGGGCAAAUAUUUGCUUAAAUUACAGGAAUCUCGUCUGUGUUCCACAUAGGUACGAUUGUCCCAGAAUCUAAGCUAAGACGUGUUCACAGUUGGGUAGACGAGAGUUAAUUCUUUUUACGAACCUGUAUCUUUUGUUUUUCUCCAGUGUUGUCUGCGGUCUGCCAGCGGAUGCUUGCUUUACCAGGCUCACAAACAUACUUAACACUAAAGACUUGAAACUGUGAAAGGGUCCAAGAGAGAGCGCAACGAGAACUCCUAAUACAUGAUUUUAUCUCCUCUUCUGUCUUGUUGCUUGAUAUGGUCAGAGCCUCUGGUCUGAAGCAGACAUUCAAAGCAACCUGGAGCCAUACAGAGUCUACUUUAAAUCUUGUUUGUUUAUAUUGUUUUGUGUUACAUUUUUUUUCCCCUUUUUUGGGAGGGAUGGUGCAGUUCACAGUAUUACCAUGUAGUAGAUGAUUGCACAUCAAUGUAGUUUUGUCUGUUACAUUUUUUUUUUUUUUUUUUUUUCUCUCCUUUUGGAGCAGUUAUUUUGAAUAUUUUAUGUACAUGUGAAUUUUAUUUUUUCAAAAUGUUGCCCCUUAUUCUAUUAACCAGGACCCAGCUCAAUUUUAGGCCCUAACUGUGUUACAUCUGAUUUGGAAUAAGCACCUUGGUUAUAAUUAGUGCCAAGUGAUGUAACAUCACUGUUUUUCUUCAGGUGGACGAAACGUUGCAUGAGCUGCAGUGGAAUCAGAUGUAGGUAUAGGCAUGUAACAGCCGGGAAAACCUGGGAUUAACAGUUCAUCACUGUGCAUCACCGAUGUUUCACGGUGUUUCAACGGACUAUUGCCGUUUGUUUUUGUUGGGGAGCUCAUUGCAUCCAAAUGAACAAAUGUGAUCAGGAUGGUGGAGAUGACAAUGAUGGGAGGCUUUUCGCCCAGUAAUAUUCAUCAAAUGAUGUCUUUUUUUUUUUUUUUUUUUUUUUUUUUAAACGCUGUUUACAUUGUAUGUUUACACAAUCUUUCGCCCAAAAUCACAAUCCCCUCAGUGCUCCACAUGUACUGUGUAAACCUUAGUAUUACAGUAUGUAGAAAGAAAUGUCCUGCCUAUCAAUGGGGUAUAUCAAGCUCCGAGUUAGUUUCAUGCUGUCGAUAAGGAGUGAAGGGAUGGAGAGGUGAACAAAUCCAUACUCGCAGCACUGGAUCCCCGCUAAUGUGCUUCAGUCGGUCUUCUCCAGGCUAAUAUCCAGUCGAAAGAGGCACAAUGAUGUUUUUAACGCUGUCCUCAACACAAUAUACAAGUCAACAAUUCAACUUUUUAGGUCAGACGACCCACACCAAACUGACAAUUUAGUGCCCGUAAAGAGAUGUUGAUUCCUUUGUAUGUUAACGAAAGGAGGGGUAGUGGUGGAUGAACCUGUGUAAGAGUGAAUGAGGAAUCCAAAAUACAGGCAUAUGUAAUAUGUGUAUGCAUUUGUGUGCCUGUGCACACUUGUCUAUUUUUCUAAAACAUUGUAAUUUAAGCCACAUAGGGGAAUCCCUCGUGGGGUGACCAGUUACCUAAUCUUCCGUGCGACUGACUGCCAGCUCAGGCCACAACCCCAUGCGGGCUUGUGUCGUACUGAAAGUGUGAAGAAAAAGGAGUCCUGAGCAGAUAAGAAGUGAAAAGUGGUCCUUAUCUGUGACCACUGUGGCCUGUGAAAGCGCAUUUUGCCGCACAAUGGAGCAGAGACCAGAGCUGAAGCACUAUGGAGACUGAUCAUCGCUGGUGUUUGAAUCUGAUUGGUUGGCUGGGGACACAGUGUCUGCGAUUGAAAUGGGCGAGACAGAAUUUGGGGUCAGGGGGAGACUGUUUACCUCUGUAUAUCUACAGAUGGUGGAGCUUAUAACCGGCUGUCAUUUGCAAUAUAUUGACACAUUGGCACACAGAAUUGAUGCGGUCUCCGAAAAAAGGACUGUAAACAGAAGGAGCUGGGAUGUAAACAAACCCGACGCAGACAGCCAACGUUACGUCACAUUUCCCUUCUUUCUAUUUACUUUAUCUGAUGUGAAGAGAGAUGUAACUGAUGUGGUUGAGUUACAAGUAUAUAUACAUAACCAGACCUUUUUUUUGGGGGGGACAUUUUGGGAGGUUUAAAUCCGUUUGGAUUUAACAAUCAUUUCCUCGAGAAUUACCCAGAUCAUGUCGAGCGCUUUUUGCGAGGUUUUCCCACGCUGUAACGUGAGUUUACACAAUUGUCUUUGUUUUAUUAUCCUUGUUGUACAGUGUACAGUGCUGUCAACAUAUUGGAAACACGUUUCAUUUUGGGAUGUUUUGUGGUUUUAGUCGACUCAUUUCUUAGGAUUUCAAGGCCAAUCACUACUAGCAUAAUAACCACACAGUCAUCUAUUUUAGGAUGAGAGUGGAAAAUUCAAAUGUCAGGCGCUCCUCCAUUUAAGAUCAUUUUUUGGCUAUUACAAAGAAACUUGAUGCCAUGCUUGAAAAUUCCUCCUUUCUGUGGUGAGAGUUUGUUGUUUCCUUUAAAUUGACCAUACUAUGUACAAAUGCACAAUUUGCCCUGUAUGAACUGUUUUGAGUGAAUCUGCCUUCUGAAUUCAUUAUUUUAACAGUUGAGAUGAAGGUUUUGACCGGAGGAAGCGUUUUCAGUGUGGUUAUACUGUACAAUGUGUUUGUCCUCUGAUUUGGUGGAGAAGUGGAAUCAAUGUGAAUCUGGACAGGCAUCAUUCACUGUUUACCAAGGACAUCAACAACAACAAUAACCAUUGUUCAUGUCGCUGAAGGUGACGAGGUUGACGUGUAGAUGACCUUUGACCUCCACCCUUUACCUGGCUCUGUCUGCCCUGUGUCAUAACUGUGGCGAGCGCUGUGACCUCACUGCUGAGUGAUGCGCUUCCUGGUGUGAAGACUGAGAACCAAUAAACACUCUGCCCUGUUUUUUUUUUACUCCACA
Perca flavescens (yellow perch) is the source of this 6197-nucleotide messenger RNA. RefSeq names its product Ral GEF with PH domain and SH3 binding motif 2 (gene ralgps2). The record is from RefSeq and is a predicted model, not a curated record. Gene Ontology annotation, biological process: Ras protein signal transduction. Gene Ontology annotation, cellular component: plasma membrane. Lineage: Eukaryota; Metazoa; Chordata; Actinopteri; Perciformes; Percidae. Gene Ontology annotation, molecular function: guanyl-nucleotide exchange factor activity. Bases 575 to 2335 code for a protein of 586 amino acids. The transcript has 22 exons.